AUGUACCCCUCGCCAGCCCUCCUCCUCGCUCUUCCGUGCACCCUGGCCUUCUUCCAGUCGCCGAACGCAGGCCUGUCGGCACUUCAAAGGACCGGAAAUGCCUGUACUGCCUCCACGCGAGGUGCAACAACGUGGCCGGCUGAGAGGAGCGACGGUUCGGCGGCGGCGGCCGUGGGUCGGCGGCGGCGGGCGCGGCGACCGCACGCCGUCCCGGUCCUCUUCGGCAAGGGCCGCAAGAAGCGGGGGGCGGCAGUCUCGCAGGACGCCUCCAGCUGGUAUGAUGAGGACGAAGAGGACGCUGUCGUGGGGGGUGCUGCUGCGGGAGACUCAGACGGGGCCGAUGCCGCAGCGGCAGCGGCGUUUUCGACAACACCGGCAGCUGCAGCAACGGCGGAGGCGGGGGCAAGCUCUGGCGAUAUCCAAGAGGGUCGUCGCGACGUCGGAACCCGGGGUGAUAAGGGUUCGUCUUCCGCCACCAUGACGGACGACAUUCUGCUCCCUUCCCUCGAUGACGACGGCAACCAGAUCGUCCUCGAACCGGUCUGGGUGGAAGGGGAGACGCAGGGGGAGAAGCCUAUCGUGGAGGCGUACGGGCUCAACGACGCCCUCGCCGGGGCGGAAGACGGCAUCGACAUCGACAACGGGAUGAUGGCCGGCGGCGUUUCCGGCGACGAGGCCCUCCUCAUCCCGACCGCCGACGGCGGCGUGUUGCCGGGGGGGCUGGGGGACGGGGUGGGGCCGGAGAGCUGGCGGAACGGCAUGGAGGUCCCCGACGACGAUGUGGUGCUCGGGGAGAGGUUUAACAUGGGGAGGGGCCUGGACGACAUGCUGAUGGAGAGAUCCGUCCGGUUCUACGACCCAAAGGUGACGGGAGAGCGAGAGAGGUGCUACCUCGUGGGGCUGGAGGCUAGCGGUUGGGGCAUGGGCAACAAAAGGGACACGAAGGGGUCUUUCCCCGAGAAAGGGGCAGCAGCCGGAAACGGCGACGGAGAGGGGGGCGAGGACGACGGGUGGACCGAAGAGCAAGAAGCGGCGUUCCAGGAGGAGAAGCAGCUGGCGUACGAGGCUCGAAAGGAGGAGCGGGAAAUGCGCUUUACUCUGGAGGAGUCCAUGGCUGAGCUGAGCGAGUUGGCGGGCACAGCGGGGCUGGAAGUAGCCGGAUCGACGUACCAGAGGGUGCUAGAGCCCAACCCUCGAACCUAUAUCGGAACCGGAAAGGUGAAAGAGAUCAAGUCGGCCAUGAACCAACUGGGCGUGUGUACGGUGAUCUUCGACGACGAGCUAAGCCCGGGGCAGCAGCGCAGCCUGGAAGUGGAGUUCGGUGGGGAGGCGGCGGGCAUCAAGGUGCUGGACCGCACAGCCCUCAUUCUGGACAUUUUUGCUCAGCACGCCAAGACCCGGGAGGGGCAGCUUCAGGUGGACCUGGCUCUGCACAUGUACCGCUUGCCGCGGCUGACUAAGAUGUGGACCCACCUGGAGAGGCAGCAGGGAGGCGUCGGCCUUCGGGGGCCCGGGGAGCGCCAGCUUGAAGUCGACAGGCGGCUCCUGAAGGACAAGAUCAUCGCCCUGAAGAAGGAGCUGAGCGGGGUCCGCAGGCACCGAGACUUCCAGCGGCGCGGGCGCAAGAAGCUCGGCCUUCCGGUCGUCGCCCUCGUCGGCUACACCAACGCCGGGAAGUCGACCCUGCUCAACACUCUCACGCGCGCGGGCGUCAUGGCGGAGAACAUGCUGUUCGCGACGCUCGACCCGACCACGCGGAAGGUCAAGCUCAGCGGCCUCAAGGUGCACCCAGAGGUGAUGCUGACGGACACGGUGGGCUUCAUCCAGAAGCUGCCCACCAACCUCGUGGCGGCCUUCCGAGCGACACUGGAAGAGGUCGUGGAGGCAGACGUGAUCGUGCACAUCGUGGACGUGAGCUCCCCGUCUCGAGAGAAACAGGAGAGCGCCGUCACGGGCGUCCUCGGCGAGAUGAAGACCUCCGACAAGCCCCGCCUGACCAUGUGGAACAAGCUCGAUCUGCUCCCAGAAGAAGAACAGGAGCAGGUCAGGGUGGACGCGGAAGAGAGGGACGAGCUCACCGUCGCCGCGAGCGCCAUGACGGGCGAGGGCCUGGACGACUUCGUCACGUGUCUGGAGGAGGCGAUAUGCGCACUGCUCUUCAAGGUGGAAGCGGUCGUGCCCUACAGCAGGGGGGACCUGCUCAGCCGCGUGCACGAGCUGGGCGCGUGCGACACCGAAGAAUACACCGACGCCGGUACCCUCAUCCAGGCGAGAGUUCCGGCAGAGCUUCUCAACCGUCUAGAGCCGUUCUUCACCCCGGAGUUUAAGGAGACGUCGCGAGUGGAAGCGUCGAACUCCGGAGCGGAGGAAGCCGCCGCCCUCAGAGAAGAAAACACGUGGAAGCAAAUCGCCAAGAAGCGGCUGAAAACUAGCUCUCUUGACGAAGAAGCACCGGUGGCGGUACCAAAGUAAAAGUCAGAAGAUAGAUUGGUGGGUCGUUGUCGGCGUACACGGGUCGGGAUGAGAGCUACAUCGCGCCCUUGAUGAAAGCAAAUUGUGUUUGUGGGGGUGGUGGCGGUAGCAUCGUACCAAGCAAGACGUAUUUCACCGAAACCGUCGACCUAGGUUGUCUGUUGUUGCUGCGUGUGUUGUGUGGCUUUGCUCCUGUCAUCGUGGUUCUUGGUGGGUGCAGGCCGACAGAGAAGUACACAUCUACAAAGAACGUCACAUUGUGUAGCAGCGCGUCUUUGUUUUUGGGGGGUAGGAUUAGGUUCUUGCCUCGCGCGCUUUUUUGUUGCAGGAGCGACUCGGUUGAUGAUGAUGCUCUUCCGGUGUCUGAUGCCAAAAAUACUGCAGCUAUUUUUGCUGUGUGUGACACAACAUUCCUCGGAAGCAGUCACCUGAAAUGCUGUCGAGGCUUGCGUUGUUCUGCGCGAGUCUAUCCUUUCCGACAACAAGGUAACGAUCGGCAUCUUCGGUGUGCCCGGUGCCCCAAUGCCCCUGUUGUGAGAUGUUUGGAGUUUCUUCAAAGAGACAAUUGUCCGUGGGCU
Messenger RNA from Ectocarpus siliculosus, 3050 nucleotides. NCBI's taxonomy places the organism in Eukaryota, Phaeophyceae, Ectocarpales, Ectocarpaceae. The record is from the annotation of a GenBank genome assembly.